This is a messenger RNA of Heteronotia binoei (common prickly gecko), 409 nucleotides long. RefSeq names its product lymphocyte antigen 6E-like. The record is from RefSeq and is a predicted model, not a curated record. The transcript is spliced from 3 exons. Gene Ontology annotation, molecular function: acetylcholine receptor inhibitor activity. Lineage: Eukaryota; Metazoa; Chordata; Lepidosauria; Squamata; Gekkonidae. Bases 42 to 341 code for a protein of 99 amino acids.
CGCCUCUAAACGGCUGUUUCAGAGCAAGGCAGGAAGAGACCAUGAAGAGCAAGUAUUUCUUGGCUAUCUUGGUAGGAGCCAGUCUGUUUGUGGAGAUAGCCCAGUCCAUGAUGUGCUUCACCUGUCAAGAGGAGAGGUCCAACUGGGGUUGCCUCCGGAUGUCCUCUUGUCCCCAGAAUGCCCAGAAAUGCCUGACGAUUGGAUCCUAUUCUAGAAUUGGGGGCAGGAUUCAGCGAGUCAUCACCAAGAUGUGCGCUCCGGAGUGCCCGACUCUGUCCCCCUACUCCAGUUCGGUUUACUGCUGUGACCACUCCUGGUGCAACAUCUGGUCUCCGAAAUGAAAGUCCUGCGUAAAGUAGGGUUGCCAAGUCCAGGCUGGGAGAUCCCUGGAGGGCUGAGGGGUGGAGCC